AUGCUUUCUUCUGGCCUCCUCGUGAUCCAUGAUUCCGGCGGAGGUGGUAAGGAUGAGGUAUCCGAACUGACGGGAUGGAAGAAGAGUGUUGGUGUACUUCUCCAAGUCGUUAAGACGGAUGUUGAGUCUUGGAGAGAUGACGGAGGCCUUGUUGAGACGUCCGGUGAGGUUGACGACGAUCUUUCCGGCGCGGUGGUCGUCGACGAUCUCGAACUCUCCGAUGUAUCCGUGCUUCAUCAUGACGGUCAAGAAGCGGACGAUGACCUGGAAGAAUUUAUUGAGAACUUGAAGAGGGGCAUGCGGGGAGCUACUAGAAUUCAAACGGAUGAGCUGGUUACCUUCAAAGUUCAUAUCCCAGGAAGAUUCCGUUGCGAGAAUCUAACCAAGGGUGUCUCCGUUCAAGUUUAG
Molecule: messenger RNA, 408 nt
Organism: Caenorhabditis remanei
Lineage: Eukaryota; Metazoa; Nematoda; Chromadorea; Rhabditida; Rhabditidae
Exons: 1
Coding region: 1-408 (135 amino acids)
Source: RefSeq, a predicted model, not a curated record